Messenger RNA from Coniophora puteana RWD-64-598 SS2, 1092 nucleotides. RefSeq lists its product as uncharacterized. Bases 1 to 1014 code for a protein of 337 amino acids. Lineage: Eukaryota; Fungi; Basidiomycota; Agaricomycetes; Boletales; Coniophoraceae. The transcript is spliced from 5 exons. The record is from RefSeq and is a predicted model, not a curated record.
AUGAGCAUAACAUCUUCCCCUGAUGAUUCAGCGCGGACGCUCUGGAUAGGAGCCCAGUCUAAUGUUGCGGUCAAGAAUAUUGCCGAGAAACUAGUUUCUCUUAAAUUCCACCAAUUCAAGAUUCUCGUCUCAAAAGAUUUCCAUUACGACUGGCACGAACAUCUCUAUGAGGAGAUUGAAAAGCAUGUCAUCCGGUCCGACAGAUUCAACAAAGACCUCACCAUGACCAGCGGAACUCUCAUUGGAGUCCGAGUUAUUCUUUGCACCCUCAGCAUGUUUUCCAACGACAAACUCAGCGAGCUCAUGCGAAUGGUGCCCGUCCAGACGAUUAUCUUUGACGAGGCCAGUCAGAUUGAGGUAGGGGAUUACUUGUCUAUCCUCCACCGCUUCCGAAGAACUCUCGAAAAACUCGUGUUCAUUGGGGACGACAAACAAUACCGCAUGCCGACGAUCAUUGGCGGCUUCAUAUCAAAGCAGAUGUACAAAGGAAAACUCAAGAGCAAACACAAAAUCACGGAUUCAUCCGCCUGCUUCUUUGUCGAUGUCAAUGGGGACGAAACGACGAUGGGCCACAGCUGGAUGAAUGAGAAAGAAAACGCGACAGUGGUCCGGCUUGCCCGUUUCUUUAAUGAAAAGAAACAAUCGUACCGCAUCGUCACUCCGUAUGAUGGACAGCGUUCGUUAAUCGAGAAAACGUUGAAGAGUGCCAAAAUUCCAUGGGAGAACAAAUGCUUCAACGUCGACGCCUUCCAAGGUAACGAAGAUGAUCAUAUCAUCAUAUCGCUUGUCCGUACGAAGAAGAUCGGAUUCCUCAAGAACGUCCGGCGUACAAACGUCAUGCUAAGCCGGUGCAAGCGGUCCAUGGUCAUCUGUACAAACCGACCGUUCAUCUCCGAGACAGCACGAGACACCCUCCCCGGCAAAUUGGCGCGCUCGCUGGGGCAGGACAACUGGCUGAACGAAAAGGACAUCCUGAACGGUCGCAUGGGUGCAUUGACUUCUAUCUUGAUCUAGGUUUUGCUCUCUGUACUAUCCCGCACCGUCGUAUUUUUCUACCAUCUUAGCACAGUUCUUGUAAAACAAUGGACAUAC